UUUUUUUCUUGCCAAGAAAUGAAAGAGUGGCAUCAGACCUUUUUGCUGUAGUGGAAAGUUUUCCCCCUCUGAUAUCCACAUCAGUAGAAUCAAGAAGAGGAUUUGAUUUUUCUUAAUUUUCUAAGGAUGGGACUCUACCAAAGCUUACCCUAAGUUCUUUAAUAUAUUUCAACUUUUCUGGAGGAGUUUUAUUUUUCGGGAGUACAAAUAUCUCUUUCAUAGAGGAUUUAAUCAUAUUCUAACUUUUAUGUAGUGUGAAAGAAUUUGAGUAGCCAACCAUGCUGCUUGGUUUACAGCCCAUCACUAUAAUUUAUUUAACCAGUGAAGAAGUCACCCUUCCAGCAGGAAUCUCUCCAUAGCAUUCAGUUCUGAGAAUACUUUUUUUUUUAAACACUUAUGGACAGUGAUUGUAUUUCAUUUGCUCAGAGAUGGCUCUCAGAGAAGAACAUGAACAAAUAUACACUUUUCAAAUUAUUUGAUAGAACUUUGCAAUGUAAGACAUGGGCUGAGCUCUUACAUUUACAUUGCAUUUUUGUAAUUUAGCACUCUUAAAUUGUAGUUGUAUUUCUUUUUCACUAUUAUUUGGGUUCUUUUUUUAACGUGUUAGAAGUUUUUAAAACAUACAUUCUCUGUUAAAGUUUACAUUCUGGGAGUUGCUAAAACAUUCGCCAGUGCGCAUUGGAUUCCACACAGGUCCUCAGUGCGCAUUUGGACUGCACCGGACAGACACAGACUGAAAGAUUCCUGAAGAUUUCAUAUGGAGCCGAGUGAGCCCGUUCACCAAUCUGACCACCGGACUAUGUGGCUCACCCACCUCGCCCUGCUGCUGCUCCGGCUGGCGGUGUCCGCGGAGGGGCUCUCCACCUGUCAGUCAUUUAGCCUGGAUGAUCAGAAGUCCAAGCGCAUCGAGGCCGUUCGCGGUCAGAUCCUCAGCAAGCUCCGCUACCGGAGCCCACCGGAGCCCCCAGCACCGAGCCCACAGCCAGAGGCUGUGCCCGCCGAGGUGAUGCUGCUUUACAACAGCACUCGGGAGCUGCUGAAGGAGCGUGCGCGCCAGGCCGAGUCCGCGUGCGACCGGGAGAGCAGCGAGGAGGAUUAUUAUGCAAAAGAGGUUCAGCGCAUUGACAUGCUUCCGCAGCGCACAGACAUCAAUGCAGUGAACCCUCCAGUCCCCAGCCCAUAUUACAGAGUGGUGGGGUUCGAUGUGAGUGGUGUGGACAGGAACUCCAGCACCCUGGUUAAAGCUGAGUUCAGAAUCUACAGAGCACCCAACCCCCAGGCCCGCACCUCAGAGCAGAGAGUAGAGAUCUAUCAGGUGAUAAAGCCAGAAAAGUCAACAGGCCCCUCGCAGAGAUACAUCGAUUCCAGAACUGUUCGCCCACGGACCAAGGGGGCGUGGCUCUCUGUGGAUGUCACUGACACUGUGAGGGAUUGGCUGGCUCAUAGGGAGAGGAACCUGGGUUUGAAACUGGGUGUUCACUGUCCCUGCUGCACCUUUGUUCCCUCCACCAACAGCAUCGUGUUCAAUAAGAGCGAGGAGUUGGAGGCGCGCUUCGCAGGUCUGGAUGAUGAGCUGCUUCAGCAGCAGGUGCGGAAGCCGGGGUCAGGGCUGGCUAAGGGCCAGGUAGAGUUUAGUACCAAGACCCCCCAUCUCAUCCUCACCCUGCUGCCAAGCGACAGGGUAGACAACCCGGGCAAGAAGAUCCGCAAGAGGAGGGCCGCCGCAGACACCACCACCUGCUCCAGGAACUCAGACGCGGGCUGCUGUCUGCGAUCGCUCUACAUCGACUUCCGCCGGGACCUGAACUGGAAGUGGAUCCACGAGCCGAAGGGCUACAAGGCCAAUUUCUGCUCUGGCAGCUGCCCAUACCUCUGGAGCGCUGACAACCACUACAACAUGAUCCUGCCGCUGUAUAACAAGCUGAACCCUGAGGCGUCUGCCUCUCCAUGCUGCGUACCUCAGGACCUGGAGCCUCUGACCAUUGUUUACUUCAUGGGCCGAACGCCCAAGGUAGAGCAGCUCUCAAACAUGGUGGUCAAGUCCUGCAAGUGCCGCUGACACAGGAGCCCAGCGGAAGGAGAGGGGGAAGGUGGAAGAAAAGAGCUGGACAAAAGGAAGGAGGGGUUUGACCAAAACAACAACAAAACUUGUGGUCCUUAAGCAAAAAGGACAGACUGACCCUCUCUCUAUAUAUUCAACCCUGCAUUUCACUAUGACACAUUUUACACAGUCAGUCUGGCACAGGUUGUAUUUUUUAAAUUUCACAAGCAUGAAACUGAGAAAUCGUCUUCAGCUGUGGGUCUUUUCCCCACUUUCAUAAGGUCAAAAAUACUGUAAAUAUCUUAUUCAUUGAAAGCUUUAUUAAAACUUUAU
Coregonus clupeaformis (lake whitefish) is the source of this 2374-nucleotide messenger RNA. It is a transcript of the gene tgfb5, whose product is annotated as transforming growth factor, beta 5. The record is from RefSeq and is a predicted model, not a curated record. Gene Ontology annotation, molecular function: cytokine activity; growth factor activity; type III transforming growth factor beta receptor binding. Bases 758 to 2059 code for a protein of 433 amino acids. Lineage: Eukaryota; Metazoa; Chordata; Actinopteri; Salmoniformes; Salmonidae. Gene Ontology annotation, cellular component: extracellular region. Gene Ontology annotation, biological process: transforming growth factor beta receptor signaling pathway; BMP signaling pathway; regulation of cell population proliferation. The transcript is spliced from 7 exons.